Durotheca rogersii is the source of this 333-nucleotide messenger RNA. RefSeq lists its product as uncharacterized. The record is from RefSeq and is a predicted model, not a curated record. Gene Ontology annotation, biological process: mitochondrial respiratory chain complex III assembly. Bases 1 to 333 code for a protein of 110 amino acids. The transcript has 3 exons. NCBI's taxonomy places the organism in Eukaryota, Fungi, Ascomycota, Sordariomycetes, Xylariales, Xylariaceae.
AUGGCUCUCCCCGCCUACCGCGGCCUGCUGCGAGCCUCGAGGCUAGCCUUCCAAGGCGACGAGCGCUUGCUCGCGGCCUCCCGGGCCUCCAUCCGCGCGGCCUUCCUCGAGAACGCGGCGCUGGCGCCGACCGACCCGGCCGUGCCCGCCGCCGUCCAGCACGCGCGCGACGUCGCCGACAUCCUGCGCCAGAACGUCGUCCAGGGGAAGAAGGAGGGAGACCGUUACCGCCUACGCAUACACGACGAGACCGAGCGCGGCGACAACGACACGGUUAAGAAUGCUGGUGGCAAGACGGCGAAGACCGACGGCAAGACGUGUGCCAAUCGGUGA